Molecule: messenger RNA, 1449 nt
Organism: Penicillium concentricum
Lineage: Eukaryota; Fungi; Ascomycota; Eurotiomycetes; Eurotiales; Aspergillaceae
Product: Transferase
Exons: 1
Coding region: 1-1449 (482 amino acids)
Source: RefSeq, a predicted model, not a curated record
AUGCCCAAGCAGGACGUUGUCCAUAUUCACCCUCUCGGUUGGGAAAAUGAUCCUGAGGAGGAGCGUUUCAAACUGUCAACCCUCGACUAUUUGACCGCUUGUACCUACAACAACUAUGCCCUCUUCUUUCGGGUGGAUGAUGCAGACAAGGCACGAGUCGCUGAUGUGUUGAAGACUGGUCUUGAGCGUACCCUGAGCCAAGUUCGGCACAUCUGCGGUACCAUCGAGAAAGACCCUUCCGGUGGCCACUCGUUUGUCAAGAAGAAAGAUAGCACUGUACAAUUUGUGGUCCAAUGGCUGGAUUCACCAGAAGACAGUGACGAAUACCCAUCCUUUGACGAGAUCGCCAAGGGCAAUUUCUGCACUUCGGAACUAGGUGAUCUCAAACGCUGGAGUGUCCCUCCGAUGACAUACGGCGAAAAGCCCGAGGCACACCCUGAUGUUAGCCCGGUGGUUGCAGCUUAUAAGGUUAACUUCAUUCGGGGUGGACUGGUCUUCAUUAUGCAUCAUCAUCACUACUCUAACGAUGUUAUGGGCUGGGCCGGGCUCGUCCACCAGCUAGCCGAAAACUGUUAUGCAACUGUUAACCAUACACCCUUCCCCCAAUGGGACCCUGCAUGCCUGGAUCUAUCACGUCUUACAAAGCCCAUUGUGCCCGAAGAUUCUCAGAUCGAUGGUCCCCCUGCCCCUGAGCGUCACCCUGAUCAUAUCGCGGCCGAAAUGCUGCUCUUCCACCUGCCUAAGAGCAAGGCAGCGGAACUAAAGAAACUCGCGAUGCCAACGUCGACGGACGGAUCUUGGAUCUCCACAUAUGACGCGUUCUCCGCCUUCAUAUGGCGCACUAUUUCUCGGCUUCGAGCCCCUGUCUUUAAACCAGAUCUAUCAGCUCCCUUAUUGUGGAUAGAAGCUGUUGACAUGCGGCGACGAAUGCACAGUCCCAAGGUGCCGGCACGGAUCCAGCGCAACGUUAUGACUGGAGCUCUCUCAUCUACUGCUUCAGUCACUGCACCUACAGCAGCGGAGGUCAUUUCCGAGUGGCCGCUAUCAAGGAUAGCCUCUUACGUCCGCCAGAUGACCGACAGUAUUACACAGGAGGCCAUAGACCAAAUGUUAGAUAUAGUAGCCACAGUGCGUGACAAGACAGCGCUGAACAUCCGCAUUGACGCGCACCCGCCCAUGUCGCUUCUCCAAACAGAUCAUCGCGAUGCCAAUAUCACAGGCGCCGAUUUUGGCUUUGCAAAGCCCUUGACGUACCGGCAUCUCAUCGACCGCUUGACUCAGGGCGUCCUCAUAAUCUACCCAUCGCGUGACCUGUCCCCUGAGUCGGACGAGGGCCCUGAAUUUUCGAUCUCUUAUGAGGCGAGCCUGAAGCAGGCCCUGAUUGAGGACCCAGAGUGGUGCAAGUAUUUCGAAUACCGCGGUGUCGAUGCCAUCGAUGCGCCCCAGUAA